This is a messenger RNA of Impatiens glandulifera, 486 nucleotides long. RefSeq lists its product as uncharacterized. The coding region runs from base 1 to 486 and encodes 161 amino acids. Lineage: Eukaryota; Viridiplantae; Streptophyta; Magnoliopsida; Ericales; Balsaminaceae. The transcript has a single exon. The record is from RefSeq and is a predicted model, not a curated record.
AUGGAACUUGCGAUACAGAUAGAGCAACCCACUACUCCUACGGUUAUUAGCUCUUCCGAAGAGAAAAAUAAAUUUAAGAAACGGGAUCGCUUGAACAACAUGACUCAUGAUCAUAAAGCGUGCAAUUCUGAGGUUUUCAGGGGUGCUAUGACGGAGGACACCACCAAUGCUAAAGAUUACCUUGCAGAAAUAGAAAAGCGCUUUGUUAAAAACGAUAAGGUUGAAAUAAGCACGAUUCUUAAGAGCUUGAUUUCAAUGGGGUAUAUGGGAAAUGGUAAUGUAAGGGAGUACAUCAUGGAGAUGUCUAAACUUGCAUCGAAACUUAAGGCAUUAAAGCUUGAUUUGCAUGAGGAUUUACUUGUGCAUCUCAUUUUGAGUUCUCUCUUGGUUCAAUUCAACCACUUUAAGGUUAGUUUUAACUGUCCGAAGGAAACGUGGAACUUGAAUGAACUUAUUUCCCAUUGUGUUCAAGAGAAAGAGAAAUGA